GGUCCUGGGCGUGUGCUUGCGUCUCUGCAGCUGCGCUCAUGGCGUUCCGGAGCUCUGAGGCUGGCGUUGUGGGGUGCAGGUGAGGGCCUGGGGUGCCGGGUCAGGUGGAAGGCCUCUGCCUGGGGUGUGUGUGGGUCCCCAGUCCUAACAGUGACCUGCAGGGCCUCAGCCGGCAUGACCCUUUGGGGUAGGGCGCCUGCAGCAGGGCCUUUGGGGGAGGGCGGGCCCAGCAGGACCAGGUCCAGCACCCCGCCCCGGGGCCCCUCAGAGACGUCAUGUCCAUGGGGACCCCGGGGGGCCCGGCUUGUUUCCCGAGUUGACAGAGCGCGUUGCUCUGUCUCUGCUGGCAGCGGGCCUUCCCCGCCCAGCGCCCAGGGCUGCAGCGAGGAGCGAGGCCAGGGCUCCGGCCGGGUCAAGGCGGCCCCCGAGCGGCCAGGCCCUGGCCUCCCGCGGAAUGUGCUCAGCGAGAGGGAGCGCAGGAAGCGCAUCUCCGUGAGCUGUGAGCGCCUGCGGGCUCUGCUGCCCCGGUUUGAUGGCCGGCGGGAGGACAUGGCCUCGGUCCUGGAGAUGUCCGUGCAGUUCCUGCGGCUCGUGGGCACCCUGCUGCCGGGCCAGGAGCAGCACACCGUUUUUGCUUCUUCCAAGGAGCCGUGGCACAAGUGGCAGAAGGACGUCACACAACUGGCUAUGUUGGGUCCAGCUGCAGCAGUGGCACCAGACUGUGGCUUGGAAGCGUGUGGCCUGACCAUGCCACAGGCUCCUCCAAACUGUGCCACUGCAGGAGUGGGUGAAGCCCCAUUGGGGGUGGCCGAGGUGCUGGAUGGGCCACCAGCCCUCCCUGAGCCCUGCAGCCUGCUUUCCCAGCCCCCAGGCCCAAGUCCCUCCAAGGUCCUGAGGCCGCCCCCACCCUGGCCUGCCCACUCCUGGCAGCCAUCCUCCCCCCUGGUGAGCGAAGAGGCUCAGAGCUGCCUGUGCCAGGCUGGGGAGCCCCCGGCAGAGGGGGCCAAUUCCAUCAUGACGCUGGACACCAGUUCUCUGCUCCCAUCCAGGCCUGCAGCAGGAUGUGAUGUGGAAGACGGGAUGUCCUUCUUGCUGAACGCCAGUCCUGACUGGUGGCUGGGGUCUCUGGAGGGCAGAGGCGCCAGUGUCCCUUCUCGGAGCACAGCCAGGAGCAGUCUGCUGGACAGGGCAGAGCCCAGCUUCCUGACAGACCCCGAGCCCGGCUCCCAGGAGCUCCUGGGCGGCCCCCUGGAGCCGUGGGGCUCGGACGUGGGCUGCCCCAGCCUGGCCCUGCGGGAGGAGGUGGACAGCAUCUUCCCUGACUUCUUUCCCUUCUAGGCCGGGGGGGCGGGGGACUGGGCCUGUGUUGCACACGUGUGUCACACACCCUGGUGGCUUAUUUUGGGUUCGGGUGGCAGCUGUGCCCUGCUCCCGCAUGGCUGGCGGGGUAACGGUGGUGGAGGCUGAGAUUAAAGGCAGGCCGGUGCUCCUGCAGAAA
Messenger RNA from Canis lupus familiaris (dog), 1498 nucleotides. RefSeq names its product spermatogenesis and oogenesis specific basic helix-loop-helix 1 (gene SOHLH1). The record is from RefSeq and is a predicted model, not a curated record. Gene Ontology annotation, cellular component: nucleus. Bases 175 to 1338 code for a protein of 387 amino acids. Lineage: Eukaryota; Metazoa; Chordata; Mammalia; Carnivora; Canidae. The transcript has 7 exons. Gene Ontology annotation, molecular function: DNA-binding transcription factor activity, RNA polymerase II-specific; RNA polymerase II cis-regulatory region sequence-specific DNA binding; protein dimerization activity. Gene Ontology annotation, biological process: regulation of DNA-templated transcription; spermatogenesis.